CACACUAGAGGUAGGAAACAUGUUCCUGAUGAAGGGGGAGUCCAGAACCAGGGGCCACAGUUUAAGAAUAAGGGGUAAACCAUUUAGAACGGAGAUGAGGAAACACUUUUUCACACAGAGAGUUGUGAGUCUGAGGCCGGUUCUCUGGAUACUUUCAAGAGAGAGCUAGAUAGGGCUCUUAAAGAUAGUGGAGUCAGGGGAUAUGGGGAGAAGGCAAGAACAGGGUACUGAUUGUGGAUGAUCAGCCAUGAUCACAUUGCAUGGCGGUGCUGGCUCCAAGGGCCGAAUGGCCUGCUCCUGCACCUAUUGUCUAUUAAAGUUGCCAGGGGUAAAUGGGACGAAGAAGGUUGGGAAUCCCUGCCUUAAAUCAAUCAAAGGAAUUAUUUUAGUUUGAGAAAUCAAUGGACUUUGACAAAUUCCACACAGCCCAUAUAAUAUAUUAAAAGGCGGACCAUAAAAUUACUUUAAGAUAGCAUAUCACCUCAUUGUGGAAUGAACAUGAACAUUACUUGUGAAAUGUUGAGCUGCAGUUUUCGUUUGCUGUAGAAAAUGCUGACCUCUACAUCUCAAGAGAGGGAGUUUCAAAAUAACUCUUGCUCUCUGCCCCACCUUUGUUUUUUCUCAAGAACUUUGUUCUAUCUAGCCACAAUAGCCUGGGACAUUUCGGGAAUUUGUCUGCAUGAUGAAGGUUAAAGUUAUAAGUCGUGAACCGAGCUUCCUCUUAAUUUCUGUGUUGAAAUAAUGACAACAUUCUUAGGCUGAGGCAAGCAGAAGUGGCAGCAGCAAUCAUUUAUGAUCCCUUUAGGAACACCCACUUCAGGCUGUACUUUGACCCAGUGUCUGAACUGUUGAAGAUUAAACAACUGUACAAAAACCAGGUCAGCACCAGUACCUGUACACAGCAGCCAAACGUCAGGGAGAACUCAUCCGAGAUUUGUUCCCGCUGAACAGUCCAUUCACGUAUCCAUCCAUUCAAGAUCCUGGCGAGGUUUUGCAAUCUUUGGUCAGGAUGGUUGGGUUGAAACCAUCGCUAGUUCCUCCAACGCCGGGUGUGCGCUUCCUGGGUGCUGGCACGGCAGCUUGCAUCGCCGAUCUCAUCACCUUCCCCUUAGACACGGCUAAAGUUAGAUUACAGAUUCAAGGCGAAGUUGCAAGUUGCCACGGAUCCACAAGUAUCAAAUACCGUGGGGUUUUGGGGACCGUGGUCACCAUGGUGAGAACAGAAGGACCCAUGAGUUUAUACAGUGGUCUGGUGGCUGGGCUGCAGAGACAAAUGAGCUUCGCUUCAAUUAGAAUCGGACUGUAUGAUUCUGUCAAACAGUUUUACAGCAGAGGCAAUGACCAUGCCAGUAUAGGCACCGCAGCACUUGCAGCCUGCACCACGGGGGGACUUGCUGUUGCACUCGCUCAACCAAUGGAUGUCGUUAAAGUUCGUUUUCAGGCACAGAAGAACAUCCUGGGUGCUCGGAAACGAUACAAUGGAACGCUCCAGGCCUAUAAAUCAAUAGCCAAAGAGGAGGGAGUUCAAGGCCUUUGGAAAGGAACUUUCCCUAACAUUGCUCGGAAUGCUAUUGUCAACUGUUCCGAGCUUAUAACCUAUGACAUAAUUAAGGAGACAAUUCUGAGGAACAAACUGUUGACAGAUAACUUUCCGUGCCACUUCCUCGCCGCCUUUGGUGCGGGGUUUUGUACAACUGUGGUAGCUUCUCCUGUUGAUGUAAUAAAGACAAGGUACAUGAACUCUUUACCUGGACAAUACAAGAGUGCACUAAGUUGUGCCCAGACUAUGUUGUUUGAAGAAGGAUCAACAGCCUUUUACAAAGGGUUUGUCCCCUCUUAUCUACGCCUUGGUUCCUGGAACGUGGUAAUGUUUGUGUCAUACGAGCAGAUUAAGAGGGCAAUGAUGCUGGCCAGGCAAAGUUAAGAUUCUUCAAAUUAAUAAUCUUAAUGAAGCAUUUGACACUUCACCAAGCACACAGACCUACAUGGACUUGAAGAACUGGUGUUAUAACAUGGACCUCUUCUGUAUAGGUUUCUAUUAUUUACAAAAAUGUUUUGUAUGAAACGUGCCUCCAUGGGCAGCAUAAAACAAACAUUGGAAGUACAACUACAGCAGGAUAAGGGGUCUGCACAUAGAAAUCUCUCUGCACAAAUGCUGUUUGAUCUACUGAAUGUUCCCAGUGUUUUGAUUUUAUUCUGUUACAUUAAAGCUUGUAGGCAUUCAUGGUAGACACUUUUAACUGGAAUAUGACUGAAUAUUUCAUGUUCAUAUUAAAUGUUAUGUCAGGCAAGCAAAACAAUCCAAUGGGCUUUGUAUUAGUCAUACAGCGUGGAAACAGUCCCGCCAGCCUAACUUACCCACAUCUCCCAUCUACACUAGUCCCACCUGCCUGCAUUUGGUCCAUAUCCCUCCAAACCUGUCCAUCCAUGUACCUGUCUAUUUCCUAAACGUUGGGAUAGUCCCUGCCUAAACUAUCUCCUCUGGCAGCUCAUUCCAUACACCCACCACCCUUUUGCGUGAAAAAGAUAUCCCUCAGAUCCCUAUUAAAUCUUUUCCCCUUCACCUUAAAACUUAAGUCCUCUCUUCACUUACUCUGGGAAAGAGACUCUGCAUCUACCGGAUCUAUUCCUCACAUGAUUUUAUACACCUCUAUAAGAUCACUGCACGGACUAGAAGGGUCGAGAUGGCCUGUUUCCGUGCUGUAAUUGUUAUAUGGUUAUAUCACCACAUCCUCCUGCGCUCCAAGGAAUAGAGUCCCAGCCUAUUCAACCUCUCCUUAUAGCUCAGACCCUCUAGUCCUGGCAACAUCCUUGUAUCAGUUUAGUUUUAGUUUACUUUAGAGGUACAAUGCAGAAAAAGGCCCUUCUGCCCACCGAGUCCACACCGACCCCCAAUUAUACCAAGCCAUUUAACCUACACACCUAUACGUCUUUGGAGUGUGGGAGGAAGCCAAAGAUCUCGGAGAAAACCCAUGCAGGUCACGGGGAGAAGGUACAAACUUUGGUCAGACAAGCACCCAUAGUCAGGAUCGAACCUGGGUCACUGGCGCUGCAUCACCAUGCCACCCCUAUUCUUUAAAUUAUAUCGAGUAAAAUGCACUUUACUGCCAGUUUCAUUAUUUCAAAAUCAUGGAUGCAUAAUAUACAGCACAUAUAAUACAUUAGAUGCAUGAAUACAUCAUUUGAAAAGCUAAUUUCAGUCCUGUCAUUGGGCAAUUGCUGUUAGCUUGCAUUGAAUCUUGGCUAGCUACGAUUGAAUAUUUAUUUAUUAGUCAGUGUUCAUAUUGAAUUGUUCUAAAAGCAUAUUUUAUAAUAAACUACAUAAUCUUUCAUGUUAAUUGAGGGGGAAAUGAAUCUUUUUUUGUAUUACUUUGUAUAAAUACAUAAUAUAUAAAUGCCCGAUGUAUGCCCACAGUGAAAGUUGAUGACACUCGCCAUGUUUUAGUGUAAAACAAAAUAGAAGGAAGCUUGGAAUAAAGUACACUAGCUAGUUAUGUACAACCAAUGGAUGAGUCAUUCUUGAUAACAUUUUACUUGAUCCUAAUGAUGGUGUACUUAGAUCUUUGAUCCAUUAAAAUGUACUUGGCAUCAAUAUUAACUGAUUACAGGUGAAAUGUGCUUUAAAGGGGCUGUCCCACUUGGGCGACCUAAUCUGCGAAUUUAGAAGAUUGUCUUUGACCUUCAAACUCGCAGCAUGGUCGACAUGUGGUCCUAUGAGGUUGCUAAAACUCUCCUUCAUACUUGAGGGAAGUUCCUGAAUAUUCGUGGCCUGAGCUAGGUGGCAGAAAAAUGUUCAGCAUGUUGACCGGGCAUUUUGAUUGGAGUUUUCAGGACCCAGAAAAACCUACCGGUAGAAAGAAUGCCCGCUAAACUUUAUUGUACUCCUGAAAAGCGUCUCCACUCCUUCUCCUCCCCUUCUCUGUGAAAUUCAGACAGCGCUCCCCCACUUUCCCUGGCCCCCGCCGUGUGUGCGUGCGCGCACGCGCGUGAUCGAUCCAGCUCGCGGUUUA
This is a messenger RNA of Leucoraja erinaceus (little skate), 4010 nucleotides long. RefSeq names its product mitochondrial uncoupling protein 2-like. Bases 1010 to 1924 code for a protein of 304 amino acids. The transcript is spliced from 7 exons. Lineage: Eukaryota; Metazoa; Chordata; Chondrichthyes; Rajiformes; Rajidae. Gene Ontology annotation, cellular component: mitochondrial membrane. Gene Ontology annotation, biological process: mitochondrial transport; adaptive thermogenesis; response to cold. Gene Ontology annotation, molecular function: oxidative phosphorylation uncoupler activity. The record is from RefSeq and is a predicted model, not a curated record.